Gigantopelta aegis is the source of this 2008-nucleotide messenger RNA. Its product is annotated as multiple epidermal growth factor-like domains protein 10. The transcript has 13 exons. Gene Ontology annotation, biological process: cell communication. NCBI's taxonomy places the organism in Eukaryota, Metazoa, Mollusca, Gastropoda, Neomphalida, Peltospiridae. The record is from RefSeq and is a predicted model, not a curated record. Gene Ontology annotation, molecular function: scavenger receptor activity. Bases 1 to 1953 code for a protein of 650 amino acids. Gene Ontology annotation, cellular component: membrane.
AUGUGCUUUCGUGUCUAUGGAAAAGCUGUGCAUAAACGAAACCUUGUUGUGCAUAGUAGAACCAGAGGCUUUUAUAUCACCGUUGAUAACAAAGAGUGUUACCGCUGGACAAGUAAUGCUGAUCCACCCACACAGUUUAGUGUCACCUGUAACGGGACAGGGAAAAUCGUGAAGUUCGAGGUCUCAAGAAGUGAAUAUUUUAGUUUGUGCGAAGUGCAGAUAUUUGUGUGUACGGAUUUCUGGUACGGUGAAGACUGUGACAAGACGUGUAACUGUAGAGAUGAGACUGAAGUGUGUGAUAAGAAGACAGGUAGAUGUACAGCUUGUCCAGAUGGGUGGACUGGAGACACAUGCGAUCAAGUUUGUGUACAUGGCAGAUUCGGUAUUAACUGCCAGCAGACGUGUGGUCUGUUUUUAAACGGAAACACAGACUGUGACACGGUAACAGGACACUGUUCUAAUGGAUGUAAAGCUGGUUGGAGUGGUGACACGUGUAAAAUAGCUUGUACACCUGGUCGUUACGGUUGCGACUGCAGGGAGACAUGUGGACGUUGUUUAAAUGGAAAUACAGAAUGUGACACGGAGACUGGACUCUGUUCUAAUCGAUGCGAAGAUGGAUGGAGCGGUGAUACGUGUAAAACAGCAUGUACGACUGGUCGCUACGGUUCAGACUGCAGAGAGACGUGUGGACAUUGUUUAAAUGGAAAUCCUGAAUGUGGCACGGAGACUGGACACUGUUCUAAAGGAUGUAAAUCUGGUUGGAGCAGUGACACAUGUAAAACAGCAUGUACGACUGGUCGCUACGGUUCAGAUUGCAGGGAGACGUGCGGGCAAUGUAUAAAUGGUCAUACAGAAUGUCACAUGGAGACUGGACGCUGUUCUAAUGGAUGUACUGCUGGAUGGAGCGGAGACACGUGUAAAACAGCAUGUACGAGUGGUCGCUACGGUUCAGACUGCAGAGAGACGUGUGGACAUUGUUUAAAUGGAAAUCCAGAAUGUGACACGGAGACUGGACACUGUUCUAAAGGAUGUAACUCUGGUUGGAGCAGUGACACAUGUAAAACAGCCUGCAUACCUGGUCUUUAUGGUCCAGAUUGCAGGGAGACGUGCGGGCAAUGUUUAAAUGGUCAUACAGAAUGUGACAUGGAGACUGGACGCUGUUCUAAUGGAUGUGCUGCUGGAUGGAGCGGAGACACGUGUAAAACAGCAUGUAUCCAUGGACAGUAUGGGAAAAACUCCAAAGAGACAUGUGGCUACUGUCUAAGUGGCAACACAACGUGCAAUUCAGUGAGUGGGCAUUGUCCUGAUGGGUGUGGUGCUGGGUGGCAAGGCGACAUGUGUAAUACAGAGUGUGUUGUGGGAAAGCAUGGAGUCAACUGUAACCAGACUUGUGGUAACUGCAAAGACAAACUGUGUGAUCGUGUCACUGGAUAUUGUCUUGGUGGAUGUGUUGCUGGGUUUGCUAAACCAGAGAUUGGCUGUACAGACAGACUUAUGUCUGACAAUCAAAGUAACAACGAUGCCACAGUAACUGCAUUGGCCAUUAUAGCUGGGAUACUUUGCAUUGCACUUGCUGCCUUAUCAGGCGUUCUUAUUUGGCAUGUUAGACGUCAAAAGUCGAAACAACGAUGUGAUGACAACCACACUUCCGAGGGAAUCAACGUGCAAAUGAACAGCGUAGUUGAUGAAGAAAAUGCAAAUGCGGACCCCCAGCACAAUGAUUCCAAUCUUCAACCCAGCGACGUGCUGAAACCGAGAGUCUCACAUGGAGCGGCUAUUUAUGCCAACUCACCAGAGUUGGGUGGUCAAGGCAAUGUUCAACAGAGACAACAAGAUGGUCAAACAGAGCCUGAGUAUGUCAACUCGGAUAGAGGUACUCGAUCGGAUGAAUAUGAAACACUCGACAAAACUGCAAUUAGAAUAUCUGAGAACAUCUAUGAUAAAGUUGUAUAAUACAUAAAAACACUGAUAUGUUAGAAGUAUACACAGAAGUAAAUCGUCUUUAUAA